CUCUCCUCCCAUCCCUUGUAGCCUGUACAGCUGGCAAUUUGCAGACAAAAGGCGUGAAAGUCAUAAUUGCCCAAAUUAGCCGGUUCUAUCCUCUCCCUCCGUAAAUCGAGCUCUCCAAAGGGACUCACAUUUGGACUAAUUACGUCGCUCCUUCAUUUGGAUUAAUUGUCGACCACUGAAAACACUUGAGGAAAUAUAAUUGCUCAAGGCAGAAAAAACUACUGAAACCGUUAUAUUUCCGUUGUCCCGACACUGGAACAGAUCCAGGACCGGUCCCUGCCCCUGCCCCUAGAGCUCUAAGAGAGGAUGAACUCAAGAUGUUGGAAGAGAUGUUUCAUCAUCAGCUUCCUAUUAGGGGUGUGGUUUCCUGCCUGCAUCCUCGUCCAGACCACGCCUCGUCCCACCAGUACCCCAAAACCCCAGAGCGACCGUCUCCAGUUUCGCCUAGUGGGGUACCCCCGGAAACACAAUGAGGGGCGCAUCGAGAUCUUCUAUAAGGGAGAGUGGGGGACCAUCUGUGACGAUGACUUCUCUCUGUCCAACGCCCACGUCCUCUGUCGCCAGCUGGGCUUCGUCGCUGCUACAGGGUGGACCCACAGCGCCAAGUAUGGAAAGGGACUGGGAAAGAUCUGGCUGGAUAAUGUCCAGUGUAAUGGAGGUGAGAAGAGCAUAGAGCUGUGUAAGUCUCGAGGCUGGGGCAACAGUGACUGCACGCAUGAUGAGGACGCUGGGGUGAUCUGCAAAGACGAGAGGAUCCCUGGCUUUGUGGACUCCAAUGUCAUCCAUGUGCAGGUGGAUGAGAACAAGGUGGAGGAGGUGCGUCUGCGCCCGGUUGUGACCACUAAGAAGAGGCCAAUCACGGAGGGGGUAGUGGAGGUGAAGUACAAGGACGGCUGGACCCAGAUCUGUGAUGUCGGGUGGACCCCUAAAAACACUCGGGUCAUCUGUGGCAUGCUGGGCUUCCCACACGAGAGGAAGGUCAACAAGAACUUCUAUAAGCUGAGUGCUGAACGUCAGAAACACCAGUACCGUCUCCACUCUGUGGCGUGUGUCGGCACCGAGGUUCACCUGGCGGCCUGCCCCCUGGAGUUCAACAAGGGUAACGCCACCGAGACCUGUGAGGGCGGCAUGCCAGCUGUGGUGAGCUGCGUUCCCGGACCCCAGUACGUACAGAACAACGGACAGAAGAAGAAGAAACCCCAAACUACGACCACGGUGAGGCUGAAGGGAGGAGCCAAGCUGGGUGAAGGCAGAGUGGAGGUGCUGAAGAACAACGAGUGGGGCACGGUAUGUGAUGACCGGUGGACCCUGCUGUCAGCUAGUGUGGUGUGCAGGGAGCUAGGAUUCGGAUCCGCCAAGGAUGCCUUCACUGGGGCUCGAAUGGGACAAGGAAUAGGUCCCAUCCACAUGAAUGAGGUCCAGUGUCUAGGGACCGAGAAGUCAAUCUGGAACUGUGGCUUUAAGAACAUCACCUCAGAAGACUGUCAGCACAUAGAGGACGCUGCCGUGAGGUGCAACACACCCUACAUGGCCUUCGAGAACUCGCUCCGCCUCACGGGGGGCCGUACGCCCUACGAGGGGCGAGUGGAGGUGCUCAGCGUGGACGCCAACGGGACUCAGAGUUGGGGGCUGGUCUGUGGAGGGGCCUGGGGCACCAAGGAGGCCAUGGUGGUCUGCAGACAGCUGGGGCUGGGCUAUGCUAAUCAUGGCCUGCAAGUGCGUAUUGUAGGAGGCAGGACCCACUAUGAGGGCCGGGUGGAGGUCCAGAUGGGGGGCAGAUGGGGUACAGUGUGCUCCACAGCCUGGACCACUAAAGAGGCCAUGGUGGUGUGCAGACAACUGGGCCUGGGAUACUCCAUGCAUGCCAUCACUGAAACGUGGUACUGGGAUGGAAGCAAUGUGACGGAGAUGGUGAUGAGUGGGGUGAAAUGUACAGGAAACGAGAUGGCUCUGAGCCAAUGCCAACACCACAAAACCAUCAGCUGCCAGAAGACCUCUGCCAAGUUCUCAGCCGGGGUCAUCUGCUCUGAGACGGCAUCCGACCUGGUCCUGAACGCACCGCUGGUCCAGCAGACGGUGUACAUCGAGGACCGCCCCCUCCACAUGCUGUACUGCGCCGCGGAGGAAGACUGCCUCUCCAAGUCGGCCGCCAAGGCCAACUGGCCGUACGGACACCGGCGCCUGCUGCGGUUCUCCUCUCAGAUCCACAACAUCGGACGGGCCGACUUCAGGCCCAAAGCUGGACGCCACUCGUGGAUCUGGCACGCGUGCCACGGUCAUUACCACAGCAUGGACAUCUUCACCCACUACGACCUGCUGUCAUCCAAUGGGACCAAGGUGGCAGAGGGACACAAGGCCUCCUUCUGUCUGGAGGACACGGAAUGUCAUGAAGGUAUCUCUAAGAGGUAUGAGUGUGCUAACUUCGGGGAACAGGGUAUCACAGUGGGAUGCUGGGAUCUGUAUCGCCAUGACAUCGACUGCCAGUGGAUCGACAUCACCGACGUCAAACCAGGAAACUACGUGCUUCAGAUUGUGAUCAAUCCAAACUUUGAAGUAGCAGAGAGCGACUUCACCAAUAAUGCCAUGAAAUGCAACUGCAAGUACGACGGCCACCGUAUCUGGCUUCACAACUGCCACAUGGGUGAUGCCUUCAGUGACGAGGCAGAGAGGAGGUUUGAGAAGUAUCCAGGACAGCUCAACAACCAGAUCUCAUAAACCGCCCAGCAACACACCGGCCAGCUCCAGACCCUUUACUAACCAGAGGGGGCUGCUGUGUCCCACUACGUUCGGUAACGGGACAGCCCAGCCCUUCAUCCCCUAGCCACCCCUGUCCACUAUCACAUCGUGCAAACAACCGAUCGCCACCGUAAUCAUUACGUCCAACCUUUCACAACACAGAAAACAGCAGUGAGCUUAGACCAAGAUUCAGUAAGAUGCUGUUUUGUCAGCGUAUCACUUUUUGAAGGCAAUCUUUAAAUGUAUAAUGCAUAUCUUUGACGCUUCAGUGAUAAAGAUUUAAUCCAGAUUCCAAUUCUUAUUAGAUGGAACCCAGGCCCCUAGUUCUGAUUUGAUUAAACCCAGGCCCCGAUUUCUCAUUAGAUUGAAUCCAGGCAUUAGUUCGGAUUAGACUGAGAGACAUGUUGAGUCUCACAUCAGUCAUGUUGGUGUAUAUCAGUUUGUGUUUGUGUAUCAUACUUGAAUACUCACUGCAAAUUUAUCUUUUUUUAAAUAAACAUAUUUUAGAUUUAUUUUCAAAUGUAAGUAUAUUACGCUAUAUUGUGCGACAGGAACAUGUAAUAGGAUUUCUUUCUAGCCUUAAUGUAUGAUUGACUGAUUUCUGAUGUGCAACUAUUUCAUGAAUGUUUUGUUAAAGAUAUUAGUAAUGUUUUAUUUUUCUAUCCAGUGAGUUAUUUUUAAACAGGAUCCAAAAGAAUUCCCGGUCCAUGCGUGCCUAAUGACACUGAUGUUUUGUGCACCACUCCUAUAGGAUUCUGGUCAGGAGUAGUGCAUUGGACAGGGAAUAGAAAGCUAUUGGGGAUAAAUCCCUUUGUCUGCUAUCAGCCAUGUCCAGAAUUACCUGAGGCAUCAAGGAACCAUCCAUUGUUGACAUUUAGUUCUCAGAAAUUACCCCCGGAGAUACAGUACUGUGCAAAUGUCUUAGGCACCUGAAAGUCAAACUAAGGCCAUUUAUUUGGGUAUGUAAGUGUUUUAAUUAAAUAUAUAUAAUUUAUAUAUUUUAUGAAUUAACACCUACUAUCCAAAUAAAUGACUGGUUUGACCUAAGACCAGCAUAAUACUGUAUGAGCAAAUAGAACUCCAAGAAUAUUGACUGUUUAGCCUUCAGUUUUAGAUCAUCCUUACUCUACUCAGAUGUCAAAUUGCAUGACUUUCCCAUCAGGUGUUUUUAAUACAGUGCUCAUCUUUCGGUGUUGAUCACUUCUGAUUUAAGCUUGUUUGGAUUAUGUAUUUGCUUUUGAAGUAGUUGAUAGAACGUGAAAAAUCUUAGUGAAUGUAUUUAUUACCCAGUGUUUCACGGUACUAAGGGGUUGCUAUGCCAGUCAGAUAUAAGGAAUACAUUUAUCAGGUAACCCUUUAAACAUGUGCUGGCCAUUUUGUGUGCCAGUAUACUGUGGGGACAAUGCAGUAUUACAACCCAAAAAAUAGAUUUGUCCCCCUACUACAGAAUCUGCUUCAUCAAAUAAACAAACCAGUCCAGAACAGUAAACUGCGUUGAACAGUAAUGUCCGGAGUGGUUUAAGUUUAAUAUAUACGGUUAAUAAUGAUGUGGACUAGCUUUAAUAUGAGCUGUUAUAUCUACUGUGAUUUCCCACUCUGGGAUGCCUCAGACUUUGGAAACAUUAACAGAUUUCAUUUAUUCCCAGAUCUCCUUUCAAUAAAAGUCUUCA
Esox lucius (northern pike) is the source of this 4406-nucleotide messenger RNA. It is a transcript of the gene loxl3b, whose product is annotated as lysyl oxidase-like 3b. Gene Ontology annotation, molecular function: copper ion binding; protein-lysine 6-oxidase activity. NCBI's taxonomy places the organism in Eukaryota, Metazoa, Chordata, Actinopteri, Esociformes, Esocidae. The transcript has 17 exons. The record is from RefSeq and is a predicted model, not a curated record. The coding region runs from base 307 to 2715 and encodes 802 amino acids. Gene Ontology annotation, biological process: peptidyl-lysine oxidation. Gene Ontology annotation, cellular component: membrane.